Messenger RNA from Betta splendens (Siamese fighting fish), 4986 nucleotides. RefSeq names its product voltage-dependent calcium channel gamma-4 subunit-like. The transcript is spliced from 4 exons. NCBI's taxonomy places the organism in Eukaryota, Metazoa, Chordata, Actinopteri, Anabantiformes, Osphronemidae. Gene Ontology annotation, molecular function: voltage-gated calcium channel activity; channel regulator activity. Gene Ontology annotation, biological process: regulation of AMPA receptor activity; neurotransmitter receptor transport, postsynaptic endosome to lysosome; positive regulation of synaptic transmission, glutamatergic. The coding region runs from base 3543 to 4337 and encodes 264 amino acids. Gene Ontology annotation, cellular component: voltage-gated calcium channel complex; AMPA glutamate receptor complex; postsynaptic density membrane. The record is from RefSeq and is a predicted model, not a curated record.
CUCGUCAAAGUCUGGGCUGCGCCUCUGUACGUGCACAGUGAUGUGCGUGGAAAUCACACACACUGCACUCUCCUAAUGUUUAGUACAACACAUACUUUUACUUCUUAUUAGUGGCUUGUCUUUUUGUGCGCACAAAGACCACUCUCCCUUUACGCACACCCAAUGCUGAAUGGAAGAAGAUAAUAUAGGAGAAAGAGCAAUAAAAUACAACAUACGAAGAACAACUUUGAUCGGUUAAGUCUCAGAUGAUUGAACGCAGACACACAUUUAUGGUUUUUAUAGCACAUCGUAGAGAAACGCCGCUCACAGCUGAGCGCUAAACUCCAGCUGGCUGACAACUGUUACAUCGCAUUGUUCCAACAGAAGCCGACGCAAUAAAUAUGAUGGUCUUCUAGUCAGAAGGCGCGUCUCAACCCCAUUCACUUUUAAACCGGUCGCUGCCAGGAAAUGUGCGCGCUAUUCGUCUACUUUCAUUCAUGUCUUCAUUGUAUCCAACGCUGUUGCUUGGCAACAUCUCCGAAAUUGCUAUGGAAACAUGCCCGGUGAUUUAAAAAUAGACGACUCUGAGUCCACGUCAUGUCCAAGCAAGUUAGAAAAAUAUAAUUUCCUCAUCCACGUCCCUUAUUGCAACUUUUGAUCGGCGUGGAGCGUAUUUUGGACAGAUUUACGCAAUAAUGUUUGCCGAGGAGGCGCGCUGGCGGUGACGUCUCACUUGAGGGGCAGAAAGACGCUUGUUCAUUGACCAACCCUCCUUCCGGCGGCCCCUUUGACUUCUCGCCUCAGCAUCAGCGAGCGCCUGGGUGUCGCUGGUUGGAUUUGUUCAUGGCACGUCUGUCAUGACGCACAGAUGAGUGAACACAGAGCUUCAUAAAACCUGAUGGUCCCACCUGCUGCGUGCCACGGGGCGCCCUCCCCUCGUCGGCGGCCACACUUUCCGCUGCACAUCAGAAAGCGGAGCCAGCCGCCGUAUUUCCUACACUACACCAGCGCCCGAAAGCCACCGAGCUCUGGUGAAAAGCAGCAUUAAAGUCACCUUUGAGGGGUUCACUCAUCAAUCUGUUCGCAGGGCGCUGGCGUCAAAGCAGAGCCGGCACACGGAGCUUAUUGUCAUGACGCGCCCUGGAAACACCUGCACGAGCAGCGUCGGCCCCCGAGGCGGCCUCCUGAUUGGCUGAGCCGAGUUCAUUCAAAACAAUGCAGAUGUGCGUCCCAGCUGUGGCAGACAGCUGCAGUGUGUUCACAUGGGCAGACUCGUAAACGGUUAAGCGGCGGCGGAGCGGUGGGAAGGGGCCGCAUCUCAUUUAGUUUACAGUGAAGAUGUCAAAAGCAUCUUGGGAGAUUGUUUAUGGAAAUGAGCUUAUUAAAGACUAACAGGGGUUGCCAUGGAGAAGAGGAGGGGAAGCUCAGCAUGUGGCUUUCCACCACAUUCAGGAUAAGGAGACCCAUUAUUUUCCAUGCAACGUGUUGACAAGUACAAAUUUAAUUACAAAUGUGUCAAAACACAGUCAUUAUGUAGCUUGUUUAUUUAUUAUGUCUUAGAAACAUGUGUAAUACGACCAGUCUCUGUCUCUGUCUCUGCUCCUUCUCCUUAAUCCCCUGCUUUUAAUGUUGCCUCUUCUUCGAUACCUUGUUGUUUCAUUUCCUUGGACCUGAUUCUCUUGUUUAAUAUCCACCUCCUCCACCUCAGUACACAGACUUUACAAUAUUACACGAUGUGCCCUGUCAGACAGUCUGCACACACACACACACACACACACACACACACACACACACACACACACACACACACACACACACACACACACACACACACACACACGCAGCCAAACAUAGACGCCGAGCUGAUAACUGUCACUCACAAAUCACAAGUCGUGAGGCUCCAGCUGAUUAUCAGAUUUUCAAUCAGCUGCGUUAUUGUCUUUCUACACAGACACACACACAAACACAGAGGGGAGAAGGUGGAAUAGAUGCAGCGUUGUGAGUGCACUGUAAAUGAUGUGUUGUGUACAGGACAGUAAAAUGCAAUGUAUCACCGGCCUUAUAGUUUAAAGCACCCCCACCCCACACACACACACACACGCACGCUCGCACACACACACACACACACACACACACACACACACACACACACACACACACACACACACACACAGUACCAACAUGAAGCUAAUCAGCCACAAGCCCUGAAGCAGGAGCUGGUGUUCAAGCAGCAAUUAACAGGGCAGCAAAGGUGUCUGUGUUUGUAUUAUCUUCACUUGUCUUGAUCUAACAGGCACAUGUGCUUUUUCACAAGGCACAAGGUCUCACAUCGCUGCUUAAAAUACAGUAGCUCAAAGCCCCGUUUCUCCAUCAGUGACUAGACACAGAAGCUGCUCCAUUUCCUUCCACUGAUUUGACACUAAUUAAUUUGGUGUCCCUUAUUAGGCAGCAGACCUAGUUAAUGGAGGCGCGCGUGCCCUUAAAAGACGCCGCCGCCGCCACCGCCGCUGAUGAUGGCGAUGUGUGGCUCACCCUGGGGCACCUGGGAAAUGGAGUGUCAGGCGUCCAGGCAGGAGACAUGACAUUUACACAGUGGGAGGUCAGCGGUGCAGCCGGGUGACGGUUUAUUAACGUACUGCACAAACAGUCCAGUAGCAGCUCAGCCGUCAGAUCGAGGCCAACUGCAGUUUGAAAGACUCUGAUUCAAAGCGUGUGAUAGAUGAGAGUAACUUUCAGACUCACGCAGUGACACAUAAUGCAUAAAAACAUUGACGUGUUUAUGGAAAAUAUGCAAAAGAAGCCACAGACCAGCCCACUUUCGAUACUGUGGGUGUUUUUAAGGGGAUUCACAGCGCAAAUGGUGAAUUAUUAUCCGAAGAGCUCCCCGCAUCACUACUACGGCGCCGAGCACAUCCAUUAAACCCACUCCCGGCCCGUUUCUCUCCAGACAAGGUGUUGUUUAUGCUCCUGUUCAAAUACAGCCAGGCUGCUCUCAGCUUUAAUCACUCUCUCUCUCCCUCUCUCUCUCCCCGUCUCGCUCCAUUCUUCCAUUCUCACCUCUGCGCUAAAAUCUUCCGACGCCGCUUUUUGUUUAGCCGAGCACUCAAGCUUUCACCUGAGCGGGAUUUAAACGGUCCGUUCUGAGCUCCCCUGUGCAGAACCAGGACAGAGAACCAGAAGUCUCUGGAAGAGAGAACACAGAACACAGAAUAAUCCGGGAAUCAGACAGUGGCAGCGUUUGCCCUCAGAGCACGUGGCCACAUGAGAAGCCACUUCACUCCUUCUUUUAUUAUUAUAUCUCAUCCUGUCGUUGUUCUCCAGUGGACACAGUCCAACAGAAAGGUCAAAGCAGCGUCCUGGACCCGCUCCCUCCAGAAUGGUCACGCUGGGUAAAUUCAAAUACUACAAUGCUGCAUGCGUGGAGUAAAUCCACUUAGAGUCCCCCAAUGCUGAAAGGCUGAUUGUGUUUUAGUGGUCGAACACGGCGAGCAGCGUGCCAGACUUGUAAGUGGGCCUCCAAGUGUAUAGUGCACUAUAAUUCAGUCCAUCCCUCAUGAAUUCCAAUGCACCGGCGGAGACUCCGUCUUUUUGUCUUCUGUCCUGCAGGCAUCAAUCAGGGCAGCUGUUAUAGAAUCAACCAUUUCCCUGAUGACAACGACUACGACACAGACAGCUCUGAAUACCUGCUGCGCAUCGUCCGGGCCUCCAGCGUGUUCCCCAUCCUCAGCACCGUGCUGCUGAUGCUGGGCGGGCUCUGCGUCGGGCUGGGCCGGGUCUACAGCAAGACCAACAACGUGCUGCUCAGCGCCGGCAUCCUCUUCGUGGCUGCAGGCCUGAGCAACAUAAUCGGCAUCAUCGUCUACAUCUCCAGCAACGCCGGGGACCCCAACGACAAGCGCGACGACGACAAGAAGUACACGUACUCGUACGGCUGGUCCUUCUACUUCGGCGCCCUCUCCUUCAUCGUGGCCGAGACCGUGGCCGUGCUCGCCAUCAACAUCUACAUAGAGAAGAACAAGGAGGUGCGCUGGCGCGCGCGGCGCGACUUCGUCCGCUCGCUCUCCUCCUCCUCGCCCUACUCCCGCAUCCCCAGCUUCCGCUACCGCCGGCGGACGUCGCGCGCCAGCUCCCACUCCACGGAGGCGUCGCGGGAGAACUCGCCCGGGGGCGGCGUGAAGCGGGCGCCGUCCUCCGGCGGGCCGCUGGACGAGCUGUCCAUGUACGCGCUGGCCCGCGACAGCGCGGCGGAGGACGCGUACAGCCCCGAGCACGAGUCGGCCGCCGACUUCCUCCAGGUCCACAACUGUUUCCCCAACGAUUUAAAGGACGGCGUGAACCGCAGGACCACACCGGUGUGAGCGCUGGGGGAGCGGCCGCCAUGUUGGAGGCAGACUGUCCCUUUAUAAGGAACCAGAGGGAGACGGGAGCGCGAGCAGCUGGAUGGACCCCGACUUAUUAACCUGCCCAUCGGCGCAGAGUUGAGACACUGUAGCCCAAAACGAGCCAUGCGUGGCUCACUGCCUUUGUUCAUGUGUGGAUGAGGCGCUGAGCUGCAGUGAUCAGCAGCGGCCUACCUGUAGAUUAACGAGGUGCUAAAUGAAUGUUCUCGUCACCUUGAGCGUUUUUCCCCAUUCGCCUGUGAAGUAAGAGUGAACGUCUCUCUGAACCGGCCGGGUCGGCCUCGUGCUCUGCUCAUGGAGGAAAAGCCCGGUUUAUAAAUAACGCACACAGUGACUGACUUGCGGACUUGUGGUGCGUUGAAUGUUUAGUAUUUCAGCAGGUUGUACAUGUGGACCGUUCCUCGCUGCCUCCGCCUUCAUCUCAUUCUCUCACAUUCCUCCGUGGAAUCAAACCUGCGUUUUUCUCUUUUCUUCCUCGUCCUGAUGGAUGUGACGGCCUCUGUGCUCCUGUCACCAGAGAGGAGCAGCAGACAGAAAGGAGGGGCCCUAAACGCGGCGCGGGUCGGGACUUCCUCCUGCUCUGAGCGGACGCGUGUUUAGCGGAUCG